GAGCUCUGUAAAGAAAUGGUGGACGGUUUGAGGAUAACAUUUGACUUUACCCUUCCACUAAUCCUACUCUACCCAAGUGAACAAGCUCAGUUCAAAAAAGUCAGCUCCUCCAAGUUCUUCCAGCCAAUCAUUGACAGCACAACCUGCACCAGUAGAUCUUCAGUAGCUGAUGCAAAUGCCUUGAGAUGUCACUUUAAUCAUGCUUCAUGUUCCAACUGCGCAAGCAAUCAAACCACAGGCAACAGUGACAAGGAAUCUAAACUCCAAACCUAAAGGUGACCAACCUAAAGGUGACAGAAAGGAGAAAAAAUGGGCCCCCUCUAUCACUGCAAACACAGAGAGAAGUUUGCUACAUUUUGAUUGUAUCUUGGUGGACUAACGUAAACAAGGUAAGGCUUACGCCUGGGCG
Molecule: messenger RNA, 409 nt
Organism: Sinocyclocheilus anshuiensis
Lineage: Eukaryota; Metazoa; Chordata; Actinopteri; Cypriniformes; Cyprinidae
Product: male-specific lethal 3 homolog
Exons: 3
Coding region: 16-273 (85 amino acids)
Source: RefSeq, a predicted model, not a curated record